AUGGGCUUUGCUUAUAUUUCUAAAGUCCAUACUGCUGCUGCAGGCACUUAUGGCUACCUGGCACCAGAGCUUGCAUAUACAAUGAAAGUGACCGAGAAGUGCGAUGUUUAUAGUUUUGGAGUUGUCACACUGGAAAUAAUUAUGGGAAGAUAUCCAGGAGAUGUUUCUCAUCUUUAUCAUUUGGUGCAUCAUCGUCAUCCUCAUCUGCAUCACCCGCCCCGGAAAUGCCAAUUUGGACAUUCUGGACCAACGCAUCUAGCCACCCACAAACAAGAAGCAGAGGAGGUGGUGUCUCUUGUGAAGAUAGCAUUUGCAUCCUUGAAUCCCGUCUGCAGUGUCGACCAACGAUGA
Prunus armeniaca (apricot) is the source of this 351-nucleotide messenger RNA. The record is from the annotation of a GenBank genome assembly. Lineage: Eukaryota; Viridiplantae; Streptophyta; Magnoliopsida; Rosales; Rosaceae.